AAACAAGCAGCAUCUGCCCACAGGAUUAAAGUUCACACAGACCGAUUUACUAGAUGAUGAAAAUGACACCACAUUUGACUCUUAGCAGAAUGAUGACCAAUUCUGUGAUCUGCUGUCUUCUAUAUGCUAGUUGGACUGUUGCUGCAAAACUUACCGUGGAGAGCUUUGAAGGGGAAGACAUCUCCUUUCAGUGUACCCAUGUAAAUGCACAGAAUAAUCGCAAAUACCUCUGCAAAGACCCGUGCACACACCCUGACCACAUACAGAUUAUUGUAAACCCAGGUGAAAGAGAAACAGCAGGAAAGAUAACUUUAGUGGACUUGUGGAAUGGAGCCUUCACUGUGACCUUCUCUCAACUCCAUCGGUCAGACUCAGGGAGGUACUGGUGUGGUGUGGAGAGAACUGGUUUUGAUACAUUCCACGAGGUAUACCUUGUCGUGAAGGAAACCAUUGUAGAACACACAACUUUGGGUGCAGAAGAUUCUUCAAAAUGGGCAUCCCACACUGAUUCUACAGUAACACAACACAUACCUUUAACGGAAAGUGGCACAACAUGUUUAGAAGGUGAUGGAGAACUGACCAUCAGCAGCACAUAUGCUCUGUUUUUCAUGACUGGUGGGACUGUUGCCAUGAUUACUGUCACAGUGCUGCUGGCUAUAUACUUCAGGAAGUGGAGGAAAAACCCAAAACCACAAGCUAUUUCCAACAACAUAUACCUCGUGACAUCCGCUGAAAGAAAGCAGAAUGACGGUGAAGAUGAGGAGCUUGUGGAUGAAGUUCAGCCAAACAUCAAACUCUCUAAGAUGACCUUUUGUACUCACAAGCCCAGACUGGAUUCAGCAAUGCCCAAAUCCACAGACGCCAGAUGUAGUUUACCCCAUAAUGUCUAUGAGAAUAUCUGCGGCCAUGAAAAUACUCCAGAGUGCAGACAUUCUGUUGCAGGUAUUAAAAAGAAAUGUGACUUUGACUCCAGUAUUAUAGAUUUACCCCCAACAGCUUCUGACAUAACAGCUAGUUCUGCUCUUGUAAAGCACACAAGCAGCUCUGCACCUGUGAGAAAUACUAAAAGGCGACGUGCAGAGGGCUGUGCACGCAGCGUGCCAACUGCUCACUCCAAAGUCUUCAGCGGUCGUACUGAAACUACUCCCAGACUGCUUUGGUUUGGUCAGGACUUCUUAGCAGUUGUUUGAGCUUUUAACAAACAAGAUGUUCAGUGCUCAUUCAGUUCAGCUUCUCUAUUUAUCCAGCCUUCACUGUCAUCUACAAAAAGAUGAUGUAGCCAGCAUGACCUUGCCUCGCCGUAAUUAAAUAAAUACAUUGUUUCCUCAGCUAAAACCUGAAGUUUGAACUGAAAACAAAAGACAGCUUUCACUCCUGACCGGGAAAUUUCUGGUUCCAAAUAGAGACAUCUCUGAAAUCCUUCCCAAAUAUACUGUCCUGGGGCCUCCAAUUUAAAGCUCUUCAAAAAACCUGUAUCAGUGAAAUUUCAGUAAGUCAGUCAUUCAGUAGAAAUUAUGUGAGAUUAUAAUUGCUUCAUGUCAAGCUUGAAGUGUUCCAGCUCCGCCAGAGUGCCUCUUUCAUGAUAAGGCGACAAUAAAACUCAAGAGCCUUGACAACCAGUUAUCUCCACAUCUCAGUC
This is a messenger RNA of Thalassophryne amazonica, 1639 nucleotides long. Its product is annotated as CMRF35-like molecule 3. NCBI's taxonomy places the organism in Eukaryota, Metazoa, Chordata, Actinopteri, Batrachoidiformes, Batrachoididae. The coding region runs from base 54 to 1190 and encodes 378 amino acids. The record is from RefSeq and is a predicted model, not a curated record. The transcript is spliced from 6 exons.